Messenger RNA from Salvelinus sp. IW2-2015, 2600 nucleotides. Its product is annotated as gamma-interferon-inducible lysosomal thiol reductase. The record is from RefSeq and is a predicted model, not a curated record. Gene Ontology annotation, cellular component: lysosome. Gene Ontology annotation, molecular function: oxidoreductase activity, acting on a sulfur group of donors, disulfide as acceptor. NCBI's taxonomy places the organism in Eukaryota, Metazoa, Chordata, Actinopteri, Salmoniformes, Salmonidae.
CCGGGGUAGGCCAUCACUGUACAUUUAUUUAACUUGCCUAGUUAAAUAAAGGUUAAAUAAAAAUAAAUAAUUAUAUUGGAGGUCAUGACAAAAGCUAUGCUUGAUUUCUGCUACUACGGUGCAACGUAAAACGACACAUUUCCUCAGCUUGUGAGAAAGCCUGUGUGUGGGUACAAAUGAGGCUUGAGUAGGGAUGUCGCUGUGUCAAUGUUACAAUCUGCUAAUGUAAAUGCACUACAAAGACAUGAAUAGGGAGCUCAUGUUUCAGGAGUUUUAUUAUAAUUUGACUUGAACAGGUUCAUUAAUUUACAAUAACUGGCUAUGAUAGGUCAGAAACACUCCGCAUAGUGGACAUCUCAUUGUAAGACAAGGACGGUGUCUUUGAAGUGGCUCUUAAUGGUCUGUUUGAAAGUGGCUUUUAUGAAACCUGUUUGUGUUUUGUUAUUUGUUCAUCAUAACCUGAGCAGAUUUAAUUGAAUAAGCUAGUGUGAAUACUUUUGGUGAUAUUCUUUACAUUUAUAUUUCAUGCUUAUUUAGAGAUUUAAUUUAUCUCUAAAUAACCAAAUAGAUCGAAAAGACUGUUAGGCUGUUUACACAGGCUUUUUUAGAUUUUGUUAGAGAAUGAAACUGUCGUAGUAUUUGUUGUAUGUUGACUUUCAAAUUUGUAGACUGCCUGGUUUUUAGCUUUUGUAUUUGUGAAACUGCUCCCUUGACAUAAUGGAAGUCUGUUAGAUACUGCUAUUUGAUACAUGUAGUAUGUGUAUAAUACUUGGCUGGAGUUCAGUAAUUUGAAAUGUAGAAAUCCCCCCCAAAACAUUGCUAAUGAACAGCAAAAUGCACUUUUAAAUUGACAGUAAGCAACAUUAUUUAAAAAAUCUGUACAAUUAUUGCAUUACCUAAUGAAAAUAUUGGCUGCACUCCAUAUGAUGUAUUUGUCAGACUGAUAGUUUUGUAUGGUACUAAUGAAAAAAUUAACAAUUUUAUUAAAGCUUGAAGUUGUCAAAAUGCCUGACAUUUUUCCUCCAAUUAUUUUGACAAAAGCAAUCCCUUGCUCAGAAGGCAAUUGAGUGUAAAUGUUGGGAGAAUUGUGACAUCUACUGUCACAACAUGGUCAUACAAUCUAUGAUUUUCCUCACUGUAGCCUUGGCAAUUUUCUAUGUAGUUAGACACGUGAUGGACUGUUUUAUGUACUGCUAUUUCUUUAAUGUUGUGACUACAUACAUUAUUCAUUAUCUAUUCAUGUUAAUUCAGUCAAUCAAGAAGGAUUCUACUCUGGCCUAAGUUUGAAGUUUGUUCUUAUUCCUGUUUUGCCUAUCAAUUUGUCCCUGUAUAAGAAGUGUCUGAAACGAUGAUAUGCUGUUGUGGGAUGUCCAAUGAGAGCAUUUGGUCACAAGAAUCCAUCUCCUCAUCACAGCUAAGGAUGAUUGUUGUAAUCAUUGGUGGAAGGAGCUCCAACCCACUCACUUUUCAAAUUGGUCACAGUGUUGUCUGAGGGAAAUGUUAAGGAAGGCUCUGGCUUCAGUACCUGUAAGCAACAUGAAGUUUGCAUCGGUGUUAGUCCUUCUUUUUUUCUGCUCUACUUUCAAGAAAUCCCAAGGAAAGUCAAAGCCGAAACCGGGCUGUGAAUACCCCCCGUCUCAGUGGUGUAGGAGUUUGGAAAUUGCAAUAGAAUGUGGGGUUCAGAAGCAGUGUCUGGAGCUCAAUGCCACCAGGCCCAAUUCAGCAGUACCCAGAGUUGAGGUGACCCUGUACUAUGAGAGCCUGUGUCCAGGCUGCAGGGUCUUCCUCACCCAGCAGCUCUUCCCUACCUGGGCCAUGCUCCAUGAUAUCAUGGAGGUAAAACUGGUGCCCUACGGCAAUGCACAGGAGCUUCCCUCAGGGAAUUCUCCCUUCACCUGUGAACAUGGGGAACCAGAGUGUCAUAGUAACAUGAUUGAGGCAUGUAUUCUACAUUCAGUGGGUCUGUACUCGGCCUUCCCUGUCAUUGACUGCAUGGAAUCUGCAGCAAAUGUUCUCGCCGCCGCCCAACCUUGCUUACAGCUACACGUCCCUUCCAUGACGUGGGACAGUGUCACAACCUGUGUUAAGGGAGAGCUCGGCUUCAAACUGAUGCAUGAGAACGCCCUGAAGACCAAUGCUCUCAGUCCAGCCAAAACACACGUCCCCUGGGUGACCAUUAAUAAGGAAUACACAGGUGACUUUCAGGACAAAGCAAUGUCAUCACUUUUUAACUUGGUCUGCAAGAUGUACAAGGGAGGAAAGCCCCCUGCCUGCACUGGCGCGCAGAAGAAACUAGACAGGAGUCUGUGCUGAAACCAACAGUCAUUCUGCAUGCCAUUCAUGUUGUUUUCAAAAUAUAUUUUGUUACAGUAUAAGUACCAGUUUCCCUCAUUCUUUUGAAAGACAAUGCAAGUCCAACAUAAAUCAUAAGUUGCUAAUUUCUUUACUCUUGUUGCUGAAAUGUAUUUCAUGAAUUGUAAUACUUGUUUUAUUCUGUGUGAUUGUAUGAUACUGUGUCAAAUAACUCCAUAUGUGUUGAUCAUUUAACCCAAUGCUAACAAGUUACGGUUCCAUUUUGUAUAAACAGAUUUCUCUUUCAA